Messenger RNA from Xiphias gladius (swordfish), 2547 nucleotides. It is a transcript of the gene gpr157, whose product is annotated as G protein-coupled receptor 157. Gene Ontology annotation, molecular function: cAMP binding; G protein-coupled receptor activity. Lineage: Eukaryota; Metazoa; Chordata; Actinopteri; Istiophoriformes; Xiphiidae. Gene Ontology annotation, cellular component: plasma membrane. Gene Ontology annotation, biological process: cell surface receptor signaling pathway; adenylate cyclase-activating G protein-coupled receptor signaling pathway. The coding region runs from base 457 to 1461 and encodes 334 amino acids. The record is from RefSeq and is a predicted model, not a curated record. The transcript is spliced from 4 exons.
CAUUUUCACUCGCUGUCAGCUGUUCUUAUGUGACAAACCCCGAUGCAAUAGCUUGACUGGGGUCACAUCAGUGAAGCCCAUUAGAGCCAAAAAUAGCCCAACAUGAGUCUGCCCACUACCAGCUGACUGACCUCUGCUCCGGGUUCCGGGUUGGUGCAUCGAGGAGAGGCGACGAGAGGCGACGAGAGGCGGCGGGGAGGGAGGGGUUACGCCCGGAGAGGAAAGUUUUCCCUCGGCCGCUCGAGAAGCCGUGAAGUGAGUUUACGUGCUAUGGCCCGACUCGACCCAGUGUUUUAAGGGACAACGGCGCGGAGAGACUGCGGGGACGCCCGGAAUGCACGACGCGGGGGACUAGUCUGCUCGUCGGAAGAGUGUUUGCAGACAUUCGCCGCACGCUCGCCAAGAGACGGCGGUGUCCCUGCGGGGACCGUGGCUCAUGCGCGACCGACGCCGACGAUGGCAAACGGGAAUCACACGGUUGUGUACUUGUCCGAGCAGGUGGUGGUUUUGUGCUCGUGCGCGCUCUCCUUCCUCGGCUCGUCCCUGAUCAUCCUCACCUACAUCAUCUGGCCGGACUUGCGGACGACUCCGCGGAGGCUGCUGGUUUGCCUCUCGGUGUCCGACUGGCUGUCCGCCGUCUCCUACGCCUUCGGAGUCUGGAGAGUUUUCAGCACCGACUCGCUGGACUGCGUCGUUCAAGGAGCCAUAUCCACUUUCGCCAACACCAGCUCUUUUUUCUGGACGAUGGGCAUCGCCGUCUACCUGUACGUUUUCAUCGUCAGGUCCAGCCAAAGAGUCGCUGACAGCCUGGUGCUGGUUUUCCACCUGGUCAGCUGGGGGGUUCCUCUGAUCAUCACUGUUGCAGCCGUGUCCCUGAACAAGAUCGGCUACGACGCGUCAGAGGUGUCGGUGGGCUGGUGCUGGGUCAAGAUCCACGCUCCUGACCGGAUCCUGUGGAUGCUGCUAACCGGAAAGAUCUGGGAGUUCCUGGCUUACCUCACCCUCCCUGUCCUCUACAUCCUGAUCAAGAGGCACAUCCACAUAGCGCAUGCUGCCCUGUCCGAGUACCGUCCCAUUUUGGCCAACAGGCCUCUGUCCAGCUCCUUCUCCUCCAUGGCUGACAGGAAGCUAACACUUAUUCCUGUCAUCUUCAUCGUCCUGCGCAUUUGGAGCACAGUGCGCUUCAUACUGCUGCUAGCGGGCUCUUCGGCCAGACAGAGCCCAGUGCUGGUCACUCUACAUGGUAUUGGCAACACCUCGCAGGGAGCAGCCAACUGCAUCAUGUUUGUAUUGUUUACUCAGCCAAUCCGCACACGCCUGUGCAGUGCGCUCUGCUGCAGCUCCAAGUGUCAAACAGAGGCAGAGCACUCGCAUGACGCCCCUCACGGGCUGCUGCCGGGACAGGACACCUCCACACAGAGAGAAGAAGACGGCACCGGCCGAGCCGGGAAUGAUAGAUGAUACUCGAUUCUGUGGAUGAAGAGAUAGACAAAGGUUGGCAUAAAGGGAGCGGUGGAACGGCGCCCACUUCACACUGAACCUCAUUACAGCAAGUGCCUGCAGAGAGGAUUGCAGAUUCUGCAGGUGCGUGCACAAUGUGUGCCACAGGAAAAGUCACAUGCCUGCACUCUGGGUGAUGAGGAUGAUGCUGCCUGACUGCACACCAGCAUUUGGGGAAGCAUUUAUGAAAAUGUCAGAAAUUGCACAUGCAGAUACAUUCUGUGAUAGAUGUGCUGCACAUCAAACUUUAAAGUGCCAUUUCACUGUAAGUUGUCCUUUGUACAUGUUUUCUUUUUUUUUGCUUUUUUGAAAACCGGUUCACUCUGCGAAGGACAAUUUUGUAGCCUUAUUUUUGAUGUACUGUGUGGACUCACCUACAUUCUGAGGUUAUCACUGUUAAAUGAAUAUUCAGUUUUCAUCCUGUUCCACUGGGUAGUCAAAUAUUGUAUUUAAUGUAUUACCUGCAUUUCAGUGUAAAGGAAAGGUAAAAAAAAAAAGAAUUUUCACUCUGGGUGAUAAACAUACUGUAAAUGUGUUUAAGCUUGUUAUUAUCACCGAUUGAAUUUUCUGUAUGUUCAGUCAUUGUUUUGCUAAAAUAUGGCUCAAUGCUUUGAGGAAGGUGAAAGCACAACAUGAAAGCAAUGCAUUUAGUCAUAUUUUUGCAAAACAAAGGGUGUUUGAAAGAAACAAGUAUCAGAUGAACACUGUAAAAGAAAGUAAUGCUCCUGGUGGGAUUUGACAAGUUUUUGUGAAUGUUUUGACACUUGAUAAGUUUUACUACGUUUUUACAGUCAUCUUUCAUGCAAGAUAUUCUAUGUUGUUAAAUUUUGGGAUAGAUUAUCACUUUAAUAUAUUCUGCAAUUUAACUUAUAUAUAAUAUUAGAAUAAUUUUCCAGUGUAUAUCCAAUAUGACUUUGGGUGUGUUCAAAAGGUUUGUGUGCAAUUAACUUGCUUACAAUCUGACCAUGUCUUUAAAAUAUACUAAAUGAAAUGACAAUAUGGGCACAGUUUUCUCAGUGUUCAAUUCAAUAAAUAAGUACACUUCUC